AUGGAGCUACGUCGGAAAAUAGCUUGGCGCAUUUUGCCCCUCUUUUUGGUGGGCUUUAUUCUUACGUUGGGCGAGGCGUACCUGAAAAGUGCGCGGGUAGAAGAGAUUCCUUUUGCCGGAAAAAAAGUCCUGGCAAGUCGUCGCUCCAGCGGCAUUCAUCUGAUCUCCAGUCUAGAGCAUCAGCGCACAUUUCUGCACCUAUUUCAUGUGCCCUACAUAAUUUGCUUCUAUGCCGCCAAGGGAAAGUGGCCGUAUGUGCCGGGAUUCAUGAAAUACCGUGUUGACGAUGCAGCCCGAAACUUCUUUCACAACAACGACAGCUUCAUCAAACAGUUUUGCACCAAGUGGAUUCAGGUCAAGGAGUGCUUUCGCCCCUUAUUUGACAAGUCAAAUACUACCACAGACGUGGAGGUUGAGACCCUGAAUGCCAAAAUUCAGGGACAGAAGCAGGGUCAGAGUUGCAACUGCGACAAGUUGCUCCUCUCGACGGAGGCACCCGUUCCAGUUGUCUACUUCGACAAGAACUACAUUGGAAAUGUGAGCUCGGAGACAAUUAUGAAUACUAUUGAAUUCCUGGAGAGUUUCCUGCCACCACCCACUAAAAAACACAGGCGCAAGAACCGCGUGCGUGGUCGCCUGGAUGAGAUUGAGAUUAAUUAG
Molecule: messenger RNA, 660 nt
Organism: Drosophila rhopaloa
Lineage: Eukaryota; Metazoa; Arthropoda; Insecta; Diptera; Drosophilidae
Exons: 3
Coding region: 1-660 (219 amino acids)
Source: RefSeq, a predicted model, not a curated record